This is a messenger RNA of Batrachochytrium dendrobatidis JAM81, 1983 nucleotides long. RefSeq lists its product as uncharacterized. NCBI's taxonomy places the organism in Eukaryota, Fungi, Chytridiomycota, Chytridiomycetes, Rhizophydiales. The record is from RefSeq and is a predicted model, not a curated record. Gene Ontology annotation, molecular function: protein binding. The transcript has 13 exons. The coding region runs from base 1 to 1983 and encodes 660 amino acids.
AUGCUCAAGUCUACUCCACUUACUAAAAAAUCAUCUCGACCUUCAUCGGGUGCAAAGCGUGCCUCUGUAUCAGGAGAGUAUGCAGCUGGCGUCCCAGUGAUUAGUACCGCACAAGCACUUAAACGCUUGCAGCGCACUAGAGCAUUAUUGGAGGUUGGUGCCUUGGCCAACUCGUCGCGCUGGGCUUUAUCUGCCUCGUCAAUAGCGAGUACACGAAGCAGCACAGAUAUAACAGAGCCCUCAAGCACAAAAAACGCUAGUAUUGAUCUCAGUACAACUCAGCCCCCACAAAAUGAGUGCACGGUUAUCAUGAGACUAAUUCAUCGUGUAGUUGCAUGGAAUGCUUCGCCAAUUGCAUCUGCCAGAGCGUCUACACCCAGUUCUGCAUCAACAUCAUUUGGAUCUGAAGCUCCUUUUGCAAAGGAUGGUUCAAGUGGUGGCAAUGCAUUUAUUACGCAGCAGUGUUUUCAAACAGUACCACUUAAAGACAGUGUUGGACGAAUUGACAUUGAAUUUCAAGGAUCAACUCCAUUCAACUAUCCAUCUGUAUGCCUGUUGCUUUCAGGCGAAGAGCAACUUCAAUCAUUAAACUACCAGGAUAAUUUCAUUUCUCGUAUCGAAAAUCUACACAACUUGAUCAAUCUUGUUUUUUUAGAUUUAUACAAUAAUCACAUAGAGAAAAUAUGUGGUUUAGAAUGUCUAGUUAACUUGCGGGUGCUAAUGCUUGGUCGUAAUCGGAUUCGUCUUAUUGAAAAUCUAGAUGAGCUAGUUAAACUAGAUCUUCUUGAUCUUCAUAGUAAUCAAAUCACAACGAUUGAAAAUAUCGGAAAGUUGUCUUCACUCCGUGUGCUAAAUCUCGAAGACAAUUUGAUUGAACGUAUUCCAACUUUGACUGAGCUUGUUACAAUUGGCGAAUUAAAUCUAAAAAAAAACAAAAUUAAAUAUAUAGAUACAAACAGUCACUUGGAACAUCUUCGACGACUUAUGCUGAGCGAUAACAAAAUCAGUACAUUGAAUAAUGUUUCUGCCGUGUUUGAUAUCCCCAAUUUGACGGAGCUCACCAUGGAACAAAAUGCAGUAACCGAGCUGAACAAAUACCGCAUUUGUAUUAUUAAUAGAUGCAAAGCAUUAAAACUUCUUGACGGACGUCGAGUGCUUGACGAAGAACGACGGUCUGCUUUGAAAAUUGCCAAAAAGGACGCUGAACGGAAGCGCGAGGUUGAUCGCAAAACAAGUCAGGUCGAGGAGCGGACCAAAUGUAUUGCACACAUCAAGUCAAUGUGGGAUCAAAAUAGAUUGGACUCUUUGGCUAUUUCCGACUCUGCCAAACAUCAAACAGGAUCAAAUUCAUGCCGUCAUCAAACCUCUAGGUAUGGAGAUGGGGUAGCAGCGCUUGAUCGACUAAACUUGGAUAUGAUUACAUCAGCAGAGUUUCACAUGCUGCUACCUAUCCAACUGGAAUUGCUUUUGAAAAAAUUGAAGGAUUUUACAGCACUGACUAGUUUAGUAUUUGGACCCACUGGAAUCUCACAAUUAAAGCAGUUGCUUCCAUUGGCAAGCGUCAAGUCGCUUGUGUCUAUCGAUAUUGAUUGUCAGAACCCUAUUGUUACAAUGUCUGUAUUUCGAUCAUACAUGAUAUCACUGCUUUCUGACUCGAUAAAAACGCUGUGUAAUGUGCCCGUGACAAAGAUUGAGCGCGAAUCUGCCAGAAUUCAGUUUGGAGACCUCUGUGAAAUCAUCAAGCAAGAUACAUACAGAGCAGCGACUAGUAUCAAGCCUGUUGAACAGCAAGGAGCUCGAAACUAUGUGCGAUACCUUAUCGAUCAAGGAGUUGAAUCAGAUCAAAAACUGAAAAUGAUGAACGAAAUCUGGCAAAAGUUAGUCCUCAAGACUUGUGCCAAUACAAUUGUGCAACAGGAUAACCCAUCUCGAGGAAUAGAUGCUUUAGCACACGCUGUUGCAGAGUAUAUGCCACCGUCUUGA